CGGAGAUCUCUAUAAAUACUUCAUAUCCUUGCCAAACUUGCUCUCCUUCAACACUCUUCGCAAUCAUUGACUUCUCCAAGUUGCUACACGUUCAUCAAUCAUCUUCAACAUGCCCCAGCUCAACGGCAAGGAAGUAGGCCCCAUCGGCCUCGGCCUCAUGGGCUUUACUUGGCGCGAGAAGCCAUGCUCUCAGGAGCAAGCUUUCGAGACUAUGCGCACUGCUUUGAAGAACGGAUGUACCUUCUGGAACGGUGGCGAAAUCUACGGGCCUCAACACUACAACAGCUUGGUCCUGCUGGAGAGGUACUUCGAGAAAUACCCAGAGGAUGCCGACAAGGUGGUCCUCAGCAUCAAGGGUGGCGUGGAUCUGAAGACUUUAAAGCCCGACGGCAGCCCCGAGGGCACUCGCCAGUCCCUCGACAACUGUUUGGCUCAGAUCAAAGGCCGCAAGAAGAUCGACUUGUUUGAGCACGCCCGUCGAGACCAGACAGUGGCCAUUGAGACCACUUUCAACACCAUCAAGAAGGAGUAUAUCGAGACCGGUAAGCUUGGCGGCAUCUCGCUUUCCGAAGUCCGGGCCGAGACCAUCCACGAGGCUGUCAAGCAUGGUAAGGUCGAGGCGGUGGAGGUUGAGCUUUCGCUGUUUGCCACCGAGCCUCUGGAGAACGGGGUUGCAGCUGCCUGCGCGCAGUAUGGCAUCCCGCUUGUUGCCUACUCGCCGAUUGGCAGGGGUAUGUUGACCGGCCAGAUCAAGAAGAUUGAGGAUCUUCCCGAGGACUCGAUGCUGCGCCACUACCCGCGCUUCCAACCGGGCAACUUUGACAUUAACCUGCAGCUGGUGCAUCAGGUGGAAGAGAUGGCGCAGAAGAAGGGCUGCACGCCGGCGCAGCUUGCCAUCAACUGGACGCGAGCUUUGUCCAGACGGCCUGGCAUGCCCACCAUCAUCCCCAUUCCCGGUGCCACGACGGUAGAGCGCGUCGAGGAGAACAGCAAGCUUGUGGAUCUCACGGAUGAGGAGAUGGCACAGCUUGAUGCUACCCUGGCCAAGUUUACGCCGGCGGGCGAUCGCUACCCUGCUCAUGUUCCCAUCAACACCUGAUUCCAGUGGUGCACAUAUACCUCAGAAUAGGGGCUUUGUUGUAUUUUAAAGGACUCAAUCUGAUGCGGGUGACAACAAAGGUUUGAGACUCAACCAAAGACUUCGGCACAAGGCCGGUGCUCGAGUGAGAACAUGAGUAGACAGUCCGACUGACCAGCAUCU
Molecule: messenger RNA, 1261 nt
Organism: Aspergillus saccharolyticus JOP 1030-1
Lineage: Eukaryota; Fungi; Ascomycota; Eurotiomycetes; Eurotiales; Aspergillaceae
Product: aldo/keto reductase family protein
Exons: 3
Coding region: 110-1099 (329 amino acids)
Cellular component (GO): cytoplasm
Source: RefSeq, a predicted model, not a curated record